Molecule: messenger RNA, 4072 nt
Organism: Camelus dromedarius (Arabian camel)
Lineage: Eukaryota; Metazoa; Chordata; Mammalia; Artiodactyla; Camelidae
Gene: CFAP53
Product: cilia and flagella associated protein 53
Exons: 8
Coding region: 58-1602 (514 amino acids)
Source: RefSeq, a predicted model, not a curated record
AUCGCCGUGGUUGGGGAACUGCGGCGGACGCCGCCCCCGCCCCGAGGGGACUCGAAAAUGUACAGCCAGCGGUUUGGCAUCGUACAGCGGGAGGUUAAGGGCCCCACUCCCAAGGUGGUGAUCGUGAGAGCCAAGCCUCCCAAAGGCCAAGGGGCUGAGCAACAUCUGGAAAUAAUCCGACACAGCCAUCAGAAACAUCAUGCUAUUUUGGCUUCCAUUAAGUCAAAUGAGCGGGAUCGCUUGAAAGCUGAGUGGGACCAGCACAGUGACCGCAAGUUUGUGGACAGUCUUGUGAAAGCAAGAAUCAAGGAUGCCAUGCAAGGGUUUAUCAUCAACACUGAAGAGAGACGAAAUAAGUUACGUGAACUUUUAGCAUCAGAAGAAAAUGAGUAUUUGACUGAAAUGCAAAUGAAAGGAGAAACAAUUGAGGAGAAAAAGGAUAGAAUGAGAGAUAAAACCAGAUUAUUAAGAGAGAAGAAAGAAAAAGAGAGACAGGAUUUUGUGGCUGAAAAGUUAGACCAGCAAUUCAGGGAACACUGCGAGGAGCUCCGUGUUAAGUUGUUUUGUAUCAAUCAGAAGACGGUGUGCGAGGAGCGGAAAGCACAGAUAGCAUUUAAUGAGGAGCUGAAAAGGCAAAAGUUGGUGGAAGAGCAGAUGUUCUCAAAGCUCUGGGAGGAAGACCGGCUGGCCAAAGAGAAGCGAGAAGCCGAAGAGGCCAGAAGACAGAAAGAGCUGGUGGAGAGCACACGCCUGGGGCUGAGUGCCCAGAUCACCAGCAUUCAGGCACGAAGGCAGGCAGCACAGCGGCUGAAGGAGGAGGAGGCGCGCCUUGUGGAAAAUGACAAAGCACAGGUGAAACUUGAGAAUGAACAGGAUAAGCUGAAGAAACAGAAGACAAAACAGGAAAUUAGGGCUGCUUUGCAAAAAGCCAUCCAAGAGAAGAUGGAGCAUAUUCAGGAGGAAUACAGAGAAGAGCAGGAUUUGAACAUGAAGCUCACCCAAAUCUCCCUCCAAAACUUACAGGAAGAGGCUGAUAAAAAGAAGCAAAAAAGAGAAGAUAUGAUAAGAGAACAAAAGAUAUAUCAUCAGUAUUUGGCACAGCGGCGUGAGGAAGAAAAAGCUCAGGAGAAAGAACUGGACAGAAAAUUAGAUGAAGAGAAGGAAAGGAAGUUUGCUGAGAAGGACAAGAUGCUGAGACUUGAAAAGGAAGCAAGAAAACAACUUGUGAAUGAGGUCAUGUGUACAAGAAAACUUCAAGUUCAAGAAAAGUUGCAACGAAAAGCAAAAGAACAGGAGGAACGUGCUAUGGAACAGGAAUGCAUAAAUGAAGGUCUUAAAGAGCUAAAUCAUGAAGAGAGGGAGAAUUUUGCACGACGCUGCAGUUUAGCCCAGGAAUACAGGAAGCAACUUCAGAUGCAAAUGUGCUACCAGCAGCAGACCCGGGAAGCAGAGAAGGAGGAGGAACGCCGAGAGUUUGAAGCAGGGAUAGCAGCAGACAAGGAUUUCCAGGACAAGAUGGAGAAGAUCCUGUCCACUCAACAGGUGCUGCCCCAGAACAUUCAUCCCAUGCGGAGGGCAUGUCCUAGUAAGCUUCCGCCAUAGUUUCAUAAACAACAUAUUUUUUCUCAGUCUUUUAUUAUUUUGAACUACAGUAUGCUUGUGUGUUCCUUUAACUCAUGGAUAAACUGUUCGUUUAUUCUCUGAGUUUUUAUAAUUUUAUGCCACGAAAUUUUCUUCUUUCAAAUUAAACUUCGUUCCUUUUUAAAAUUUCAUAGACUGACAAAUCUGAAUGAUCUAUUUCAUAUCACACAGUUAUUUUCCUGACUUACCUCCAUGCCUCCCUUUCUUGUUCAUUUAUUAAUAACUUCACUUUUUCCCAUCCAUCUGCCCAUAUGACCAUUUCCUCUUGCCUCCUUUAUCUUCUGUCUCAUAUACAUAAUUCACAAUAUUAGCAGGGCAUUUUUGCAGGCAGAGCCGGGACUAUCAGCCACUUUCAUUAACCCACUUAUUCAGUCAUUAAAUAUUUACUGAGUGCCUCUUAUGUGCCCUGGAUCCUGGCACUUCUCUGGAUCCUUAGACUUCAGCAAGAAUAAAGCAAACCUCUUGCUCUCAUGGAGAUUACAGCCCAGUGGAGGAAACCAGGCCAUAAAUGUUAAGUGCUAUAGGCAGGAGAUGACAGGGGUGCUAUUUUAUUUUAUAUGUAAUUGCCAGAAAAGAUCUCUUUGAGCAGCUGAUAUUUGAAUGAACUGGUCAUGUGGUUAUCUGGGGUGGGGGGAACAUCCCAGACAGAGGAAAGAGCCAGUGCAAGGGCCCUGGGGCAGAAGUCUGCUUAGUGUAUAUGAAGUAUAGCAUUUGUGCUGGAGUAGAGUGAGUGAGGAGAGAGUUUUAGAUGUUGAAUCAGAAAGGUAGUGAGGGCCAGAUGAUGUAGGCCUUGGAACCAUAGUAAAGACUGGCUUUUACUUGGCUUUAGGAAGCUGUUAUAAGGUUUUGAGCAGAGGAGCAAUGCAAUACGAUAUAAAAGGGUUGCUGACUGCCAUGUUGAGAAUAGACUCCAGGGAGACAGAAACAGGGAUUCAGUUGAGGAGCUAUCACGGUAAACCAGGUGAGAGGUGAUGGUGGUAGCCAGCCUCCAAGAUGACCCCUGAUGAGUCUCUUCUGUAUUUAUGCCCUUGUGUAGCCCCUUCCACCCUGAAUCUCAGGCAGUCUGUAAAAUAUGUGCAUUUACUGGUUUUUUUUUUAAGUAGAAAAAAUCAGCAUGCUCCUAUUUCUAACAUUCAGCAUUAUAAUUAUUUUCACUUCUUUGAGUCCCCCCACCUCCCACCAGCUUUAUUUAUGUGGAUGCUCAUUUUUACAUUGUAAACACACUGCCUUGUUGCUUCAUCUGUCUUAUUUACAAAUGGCCACAUAGUAGUCUACUGAGUUGUUGUACUAUAAGUGUUAAAUAUUGGACUUUGUUUCAAAUUUGUCACCAUUACAAACUAUACUUUAACAACAACAUUCAUUUGAGUUAUUUCCUUAGAAUCAACCAGUUCCCUAGAGUGGGAUUUCUGUUCUGGGUCAAAGGGAAAUAUACUUUUCCCUUUUAUAUAUACUUUUGCUUUCAAGCAUCACAUUUGCAGAAGCAGUUUUUAGAGUUGUAGGCUUUUUAAAGAAAUGUUUUCAGGGCCAAUUGGUAUUCUCCUGGAAGAUUUAAAGUGUCUUUAGGCAAAUUGUCUGCUAGAAUCCCCAAGAGGUUUUUUUCUUUAACCUUCCUACCCAUUUAUCCACUCUCACCUCAGCUCUGGGAAUCUUAACUGCUCCUCUGGAUCCUUUCAAACCUCCUUGUGGCCGAAGUUAAUCUUUAAUCCAGAAGUGGGAGUCAUGGCCAAAAAAAAAAAAAGACUAUCCUUUAAGUUUUGUUGAAAAUCAGCUGACCAUUAAUGUAAGAGUUUAUUUUCAGACAUGCUUCUCUGUUCUAUUAAUUUAUCUAUCUUUAUACCAACACAACACUAUAAUGAUUACCGUAGCCUUUUAGUAAGUCAUGAAUUGGUAGUGUAAGUUAUCCAAUAUUGUUCUCUUUUUUGUCCCUCUAAAAUUGUUUUGUCUAUUCUAGGUCCUUUAAAUUUCCAUAUAAUUGUUAGGAACAUCUUGUCAAUAUCUACAAAGAUGCCUACUGAGAUUUUGAUAGAGAUUACAUUGAACCUAUAGAUCAAUUUGGGGAGAACUGCCAUCUUAAUAAUGAGCUUUCCAACCUGAAGAAGUCCUAUUGUCCCAUUCACGUAGGUCAUCUUUAAUUUUUUAAAGCAACAUUUUGUGUGCAGGACUUUUGCAUCUUUUGUUAAACUUUUUCCUAAGUAUUUCAUUCUGAUGCUAUUGUGAAUGGAAUUGUUUUCUUAAUUUCACUUUUGGAUUAUUCAUUGUUAAUGUGUAACAAUAUAAUUGAUUUUUGCCUAUUGAGCUUGUAUUCUGUGACCUUGCUAAACUCACUUAUUAGUUCUAGUAGGAUUUUUUUUUUUUUUUGAGAUUCUGUAGGAUUUCCUACAUUUAGCAUCAUAUCACUUGCUAAUAAAGAUAGUUCAGUUUGUUUCUCUCC